CACCAGCGCCCUAUUUAUUCUAUUGAAAAAUCCCCCCUCGAACCACCCCCAUGAUGCUGAAUUCUUUUUCACAUCACUGAAUUACUGAACCAAAAUAUCAUCAUGCAGUCCGUACUACAGCCCAUCAUCGGUCCCAAGAAGGAGAUCCACGACCUGUCCGGUCGCGUCGCUUUGAUCACCGGCGGUGCCUUGGGAAUAGGAUAUGAGGUCGCUCGUGCCUUUGUCCUCAAUGGCGCCCGAGUUAUCCUGGUCAACCGCAAGGAGGAACAGGGCCAGUCCGCCAUCGAGUCGAUCAAGAAGGAAGCCGGCGCGAACGCGCAGGUCGAAUGGAUUCCCUGCGACAUGGGCAACCUCAAGGAAGUCAGAGAGGUCUUUGAGGGAAUCCGCCAGCGCGAAGAGCGGCUGGACCUGCUCAUCCUCUCGGCCGGCAUCAACGCCAACCAAUACGGCGAAACGCACGACCAGAUCGACCGCCACUUCCAAGUCAACUGGCUGGGCCAGUUCUACGUCGUCAACCAGCUCUAUCCCCUCCUGCGCAAGACCUCCAAGCUGCCCAACACACCCGCCCCGCGCAUCGUCUUCGAGUCCUCCGAGCAGCACCGUAAUGCCCCGCCUGAUGUGCACUUCGGCUCGCUGGAGGAGCUGAACAACCCCGAAGUCGGCAACACGCAGUUGUACGGCCGCACCAAGCUGGCCAUUAUUCUCGGUGUCAAGUACGGCCUGCUGGACCGGGUGAUUAAGCCUAAUAAUGAUAACAUCUAUGCGCUCUCUGUUCACCCUGGCGCUGUCAACACAGCAAUGCAAGGCCAGUGGAAGGACGCCUACCCAGGCAUCGUCGGCAAGAUCCUAACCACGGUGAUGCUGGCCGUCGGCCGCAACGUCGAGCAGGGCUCGUACAGCGCGCUGUGGGCCGCGACCAGCCCCGAGAUCGAGGAGAAGGGAUGGAACGGCUACUACUUCAGUGACGUGGGGCAGCUGGGCAAGGAGAGCAGCCAGGCGUCGGAUCCCGUGCUGGGCGCCGCCCUGUGGGAUCUCAGCCACCGGCUGAUCAAGGAGAAGGCGGGUGAGGAUGCGGUGGUGGAUUGGAAUGCGAGUGCUUGAGCGGUUUGAUGACUAUUGGUGUAUGAUUUUGAUGAAUGUAUAGCGCAAGCGCAAGUUACUGUCUCAAAUGAAG
Molecule: messenger RNA, 1174 nt
Organism: Aspergillus saccharolyticus JOP 1030-1
Lineage: Eukaryota; Fungi; Ascomycota; Eurotiomycetes; Eurotiales; Aspergillaceae
Product: short chain dehydrogenase/reductase family protein
Exons: 4
Coding region: 103-1101 (332 amino acids)
Source: RefSeq, a predicted model, not a curated record